GCGUGGUCGGUGUUGAGUAAUUGUUGAACUGCUGGGUCGAAUAUGGAGAGGGUUGGCAUACCGGCAAGAAGAGGCAAAGAUUCACUGGAAAAAGCUCGUUGUUGAGUACAUUUGACCGACAUCUCAACUAUCACCGCAAUCUCAAGCAAUGCGUAGUACACAACCCCUACUUAUAACGCCAUGUUUGGGGAUGUUAUAGCACAAGUCACGUUUGCAGGAUAUAUUCUUGUUGUACAGAAUGAAUGAUGCGCGCAAACCUCGAAAGUGUCAAGUUUUUUUACUGGACGAAAGACGACUGGACUUCUUAAUUCAGCCUCGACUUAUGUCCUGUGAUUUGCUCGAUAUGGUAGCAUCCCAUUUUAACCUGCACGAGAAAGAAUAUUUCGGACUAUCGUACGCCGAGGAAGGAAGUGGAGCACAGACCUGGCUACGGCUUGACAAGAGAGUGCUUGACCAUGAGCUACCUCGACAUGACCCGCUGAUACUCCUCUUUGCUGUUAGGUUUUUUGUUCCCAACAUACUUAUUCUAAAAGAACCAGUCACCGUUGAGUUAUUCUUUUUGCAAGCCAGGGCAUUAAUAUUCAAGGGAAGCAUCCAAUGCGAUACUGAGACAGUCUUUGAACUUGCUGGCUAUGUUCUUCAAGCUGUCUAUGGGGAUUUUACAAGUGUUGAAGCCACCAAACAAGACUUAAAAAAGAUAGCUGUUCUUCCAACAAGGACUUUAAAAGAACACCCUUCUAUAUCCUACUGUGAAGAGAAGGUUUUAACAAGGUACAAACUAUGUGUAGGUCAGACAAAAGGUGAAGCGAUUGUGAGAUAUCUAUGCAUUUUUCAAAGCUUGCCAACAUAUGGGGUUCACUACUACGAAGUUAAGGAUAAAGGCAGCAUACCUUGGUGGCUAGGACUGAGUCCUCGAGGAAUAGGUGUAUAUGAUCACACAGACAAGAUAAAACCACGAAAGCUUUUUCAGUGGAACCAAAUAGAAAAUAUCUACUUUAGAGACAGAAAAUUCUCACUGGAAAUUAGGGAUUCCUACAGAUUUGAGUUUGUUCAAAGCAGGAAUAGGACUAAUUCAAUUGGACGCAAGCAGCAGCCAAGUGCUAGUAGUAUGAUGGUGCAUGUUUGGUAUGCCAGCACGUCGACCCUUGCCAAGGCAAUGUGGAGCAUGGCCAUCAGCCAACACCAGUUCUACCUGGACAAGAAAAAAGUCGAGACUAAAGCAGCAGCUAACCGUACCCUUCGGGAUGUGGCCCGUGAACUGUCCAUCUCAACGUCCUCCGUCCAGUCGUCAGGAACAUCCGAUAUCAGUGAUAGCAUUAGCAGCGAAUACUCACAGAGCAUAUCUACUAUUGAUGGGGCUGAGAGUUCAUCUUCAUCACGUGCGGCAGAGCGAGAGAUGGCGGCCGCGCUGCUCGCGAGGAGGGAGGCUCUGAUGGAGAAACUCCGCCAGAAGACCGAGGAGCUCCGAGACAUCUGUAUCCAGGAAGCGGAGUUCAUUGGGGAAUAUCCCCCCGAGACACCGUACACGGUAGGCAGCCCGCUGCCCCCUAUUCGAAGAAGGGUCGGUACCUCGUUUGAAUUCUCGGAACUGGUGGUUGAUGGGCACAAACAUGAUGAGUUGGAGGAAAUUAAAAGAGCGCAGAUGGACGUGGAGAUUCAGUCCCAGAUCACCAGCGCCGCAAGAAAACUUGCUGAAGAUACAAGCGCCAGCAAAAACGUACGGAAAACUCGAAAAGUCACCUACCAAAAAUCAUUGCGCAAGCUACGGCAGGUGGAGGAAAAGCUGACAAAACUCAAGCGAGAGUACGUGGUGAAGAGCGACCCAGAGGAAGACGAAGAAGCGGACGUGGACAGCAAUGGUUACGCGAAAUUUAACGGGGAGCCCUACAAUCCACACCCGCUCGUCUCCCCACACUACCCCAGACAGUACAAGCCGGCGACAAGUAUAACUUUACGCAAACCUAGCUCCACAUCGGACAUUACGCACCUAGGGGACUUUCACGAGCGGGGCUUUCAUAGCGGGCCCUCAUCUCCAGCAAUAGGCUGGCUCCCACGGAGUAAGUGCCCCCCAAGCCCUUCAACUCGAUCAUACCAGGGACCGUCGGAGAGUCACUUUCAGUUCAGUCCAUCCAUGCACGGGUCUAAGUCAGGUUACGAGAGGCCCGGCCCGGCAUUCCAGUACUCGGAUAGCGACACGAGGAGCGACACGAGGAGCGACUCGUCAACAAAGCCGUCCUCUGUCAGCUCCAGUUACGAGAACUCUGAGGACUUCACGGAUAAUACCAGUGAUACGAUACGAAACUAUGAGGGCGAGCGGAGCCCUCCCUAUCGCGGUAUGAUGAUCUCAUCAUGGGAUAAUUUGAACACUCACUCCUGCUCUCGUUCCCCUAGUCCCCGACUCACCCCGGGGGUGGGGCAGAGCUCGGAAAGUAUCCACAGUGAGGGUGGCGAUCCUCGGUUACCGCCGUACAGCCCCACAGGGCGGAUGGACAGAGCGUUCUCUUUCGGCAGCGCUAUGCUCAGGCCGCCCAAACUUUACUCAAAGCGCGGGAAUAAUAAGUACUUGAACACUAGCGAUUUGGCGAUCGUCAGUAGUACGGGGAACGCUGGUAGUUACUCGCUGAACCAUAAGAACAAUCCCAAUUCGCGAUCAGGACCGAAUCUUAACGCGAAGGUUUACAGUUCGACGUCGUCACUGUCCACGCUCGGCACUCAUCAGGCUCCGAUGCGGGGCGCGGCCUCUCACAUGAACAUGCCGUAUCUGAUCCAAAGCACGCUAGAGCGAACCAAUCAGCUCUCCAUGCCCUCCUUUUUCGAGGAGGACGUACUAGAGUGGAACUCGGACGAACAGCACGAAGCCACACUUGUGUGACUGUCGCAUGACUGUGAAAUGUGUGACUGGUAUUUUGUUGCAUGAUUGUGAAAUGCGUGAUAGUGGAAUGCGCGACAGUGGAAUGCGUGAACGUGGCAUGGUUGCGUGACAGUGAAAUGUGUGAUCUUGUCGCGUGACGACGAAAUGCGUGACGUCACAUGAAAUGAGUUACCUUGCGUACAAGCAAGCUUGUCAUUGCGGAACGCACCAUCGGCCAAUACCGUCAUUCUUUAGGUGCUUUAAGGAAGUUACACCCAAACUUCGCAGGUUUUACUUGUUGUGUGAUGCGUGAUUGUUUAGAAAUGACCAUUGACAUUAAACUUAUUCCGCUUACGCAUCGGAUAUGAAAUAACGGUCAGGCGCGUGCCAGUUGAACACUAUUUGUGUGAGCGUUUACGCCAACAACCCGUGCAGACGUCUUACACGGAAAUGACAUAAUGUCACGUGUAUAACUGUUGCGUGAAGCGUGAAAACGUGAAAUGUCCGACUUGCGGGAGUAGGACGCGUGCCGUUGUUGCGCCGUCUCGUCUUUUUCACGUGGAGCCAGAAACUGGUACGCAUGACUAACUCGAACUUGCCCAAGACCCGAGUAUUUUCUCUGUGCAAGCUUUUGUCAAAUGGUUUCAAGGUUUAAUCGUUGUUAAUCACAUGGCAAAAGAAGUAGAUAAGCAAAUACAAUUUUUAUAUUAUGACAUUCAUUUUAUAUUCACAAUGAAAUUUAAUUUCUAUCAGAUUCUGCCUGUUAUUCUUUAUAUUCAUUACUUGAACUAGAGAUGAAAUGUUUGCAUGUUUUUCUUAUCAUUAUACAAAUGUACAUAGAUUGAUGUUUUUUCCUAGUUGUCUUAUAUUUAAUCUUAUUUAUUUUUGCCUUGACCCGUUUUUUUAACUCUGACAUGUUUUUAUACUUUUAUCUCUAGGUCUUUCUAACCAUGCUGUGUUUAUAAUAUAUUGUGUUUAUUAAGAAAUUAUUCAGAUGUAUUCUUGUCUUUUUGCAAGAGCUGACCAUACAUGUACUGACUUAUGGAUUUGUUAAAAUAUUGUGUUUAUUUAGAAAGAAUUAGAAAGCGUCUGAUGUUAUUCUUGUCUUAUUUCGAAAGCCUGAUGUACUGACUUCUGUAGGUAGAAAGUAGAUUUUCUCUGUUCUCGAUCUAUUAUCAAAUGAUGUUAUGGUCUGCAUAUUGGCUUUUAAUAUAUAAACUAUAUGAAAUAUAUGAAAUAUAUAUGAAACAGAGUAGUUGCGCUGACGUUUCGAGCGUACGAAGGGUUAACGCUCGAAACGUAAGCUCAACUACUCUGUUUCACAGAGGCAUUUAACAUACCUUUUCAACCUUGUGUUGAUUUAUACCUUGUUUACAACACGCCUACGCAGACCAUCUAGUUUUUCUACUGCUUGUCUGUAGUCUUUCUAGUUAUACCAUGGCUUUCAAUCUGCCUGUUAUUCUUUAUAUUCAUUACUUGUACUAGAGAUGAAAUAUUUGCAUGUUUUUUUUAUCCUUAUACAAAUGUACAUAGAUUGA
Molecule: messenger RNA, 4389 nt
Organism: Nematostella vectensis (starlet sea anemone)
Lineage: Eukaryota; Metazoa; Cnidaria; Anthozoa; Actiniaria; Edwardsiidae
Product: FERM domain-containing protein 4A
Exons: 20
Coding region: 239-2872 (877 amino acids)
Biological process (GO): establishment of epithelial cell polarity
Cellular component (GO): cytoskeleton
Molecular function (GO): cytoskeletal protein binding
Source: RefSeq, a predicted model, not a curated record